Molecule: messenger RNA, 2339 nt
Organism: Myxocyprinus asiaticus (Chinese sucker)
Lineage: Eukaryota; Metazoa; Chordata; Actinopteri; Cypriniformes; Catostomidae
Exons: 6
Coding region: 227-838 (203 amino acids)
Biological process (GO): phospholipid biosynthetic process
Cellular component (GO): membrane
Molecular function (GO): phosphotransferase activity, for other substituted phosphate groups
Source: RefSeq, a predicted model, not a curated record
UUUCUGUUUACAUUAUGUGCCGCGUGCCGUGUCAUAAAUUUUAUUCACGGAAAAGAGGUUGACCCUUUUGCAGUGUGAUACAUAUUUAUGAUAAUUGACAAUGGCAUUUUUGAUUAGAUACUAUUCAAGUAUAUUUUUGUUUAUUAUAAAAUGUUAAAUAAGAAAUUAAUAAGAAACGCGUUGCUCGUUCGAUACUGAAGACACGUGGGAGCAUCUGUGAUACAGUAUGGGAUUGCAUGUCUGUCUUUAUGUGCCUAAUGUAAUUGGUUACAUCCGGAUUCUUCUUGUUUUCACUGCCUGGACUGUGUAUAUUAACCCAUUGAGAUUUGUACCCUUGUAUGUGUUAUCAGUUAUAUUGGAUGGGCUGGAUGGCUGGGCAGCACGCCGGCUCCAGCAGACCUCCAGGUUUGGAGCAUGGUUGGAUGUGGUUGUUGACAACGUAGGACGUGGCAUGCUUUGGAAUAUGUUAUAUGAUUGGGGCUGGUUGGUGUCUUCAGUUGAGUGGUGUGUAUUUGUGUGCAACCACAAUGCCAGAGGAGCCAAUUGGAAGAACACUUUCACAGAGAGCCCGGUUUUGGUGCAGGCGGUGAUGGCAAAAGGCUUCAAGACUCCCUUGGGCAUAUUGACAAUAGCAGGGCUUCAUGUGUUGCCAGUGUGGCUGUAUUGCUACCAGCAUGAGGUGCUGUCUCAGGCUUUCUAUGUCCAAAACUGGCUGCAGAUUGUUGGGAUUUUGGUGCUGACAGCAGGGCGUUUGCUGGGUUUUGCGGUUGAGAUGUGGUGCAUCUUUAACCAUCUGAGAUUUUUAUUGUUGGAUGAAGAGGAAGAAAAGAAGAACUAGAAAAAAUAGUAGUGUUUUUCAAUAUGUUAUGGUUUCAGAUGGAAUAGAUGCAUUUGAAAACAAAAGAGAAUUAUAUUUUAUGAGCUUAUUGUUUUGAUCAGCAGCUGACAAAACAUUACAUCCGUCAUUGAGCACAUUCAGCUUGACUUACUUUAUUAAAUGUAAGAUAAAGCAGUUAACCAGGGAAUGUUUUUGCAGGGUUCUCUUGAUAUUUUCUUGAAAAUCCUAAAAAGGAUACAUAUUUAUAUAUGCUCUAAAACACACAGUAUGUUUAGCAAAGAUGGCGCUUUGUACUGAUAUUGUGGUGUUGCUUUUGAUUUUGCUUGAUGUGAAACUUCUACUUAAUGUAUUUAAUGUUGUAUUUAUUGUAUAGAUUUUAUUUUAACAGAUUUAUGUUUCUAAGUUUUAAAUCUUAAACUAUAAAAUUUUACAUGAAACAUAAUUUUUAAAGUUUGAAACAUACACAGAUGUACAAUAAUUCAUUAAAAGGAAUAUUCCAGGUUCAAUACAAGUUUGCUCAAUGACAGCAUUUAUGUUAAUUACUGUAAAAAUUAUUUAGACUUUUCCAUAGUUUAUUUAAAAAAGAAAAGAAAAAAUGGCGGUUACAUUAAGGCACUUAAAAUGGAAGUAAAAGAAGCCAAUCCAUAAACAAUAAACAGUUUAAAAAAUAAAGCCACAACAAUUUAAUAUGAUUUAGCGUGAUAAAAUCAAGGAUUUACAGACAAUACAGCGUUUACCGGAUUAUAGGGUUUACCAGUGUUACAUUGUCAUGUCAACAAAGUUGUAAAAUUGAUUUUAACUUUACACAGUUAAGGUUAGUAAGCUAUUUUUAUCACACUAAAAUCAUGUUAUGUUUACGCCUUGUGGCUAUAUACUUUCGAAAGAGUGUGUUUUUUUAAUAUAAAUGGACUGGCCCCAUUCACUUCCAUUGUAGUUGCCUUACUGUAACCCCUCUUUUUGUUAUUUUUUAAAUAAACUAGAGACAAGUAAAACAUUUUUUUGUGGUAAUCAACAUUAUGCGACAAAUACUGUUGACUGAGCUUAACUUGAACCCAGAACAUUCCGUCAAAGCUGCUGCUUUAAUUUCCAUUCAUGUAAAUUAGUGGCAGGGCCACUGACAGGUCCGUCUCUGAGCAUAUGGGGGCCCUAAUCGAAAUCAUACUUGUAGGCCCAACCCCACCCAUGAAAGGUCUCUCAGCUUUUAAUAUAUUUAAAAUUAAAAAAGACCUGGGGGGCCUGGGUAGCUCAGCGAGCAUUGAUGCUGACUACCACCUCUGGAGUCGCGAGUUCAAAUCCAGGGCAUGCUGAGUGACACAUAAGAUACAUCCAAUGGCUUUAAACUAUCUUUGAAAAAGUUGUAUACUAAUUAUACCCCUCAUAAAAACUUCGUUUCAGGCAGAUUACAACACUUUGAGAGAUUUCACAAGUGGUAUUUCUGGCCUCAGACUAGAAUUCUGAUGACUCUGGUGGAAAAAGUGAGUAAAUAUCUUCCAAAGAUACA